AUGUACUUCCACAAGGAUGAAGAAUCUCUUUUUGAUAAUUUUUUUCCUCAUCAGGAAGACUGCUUAACUGAAAAAGAUGUUCUUGCGCUGCCGAUCUUCAAGCAGGAAGAACCGCAGCUGUCUCCUGAGAACGAUGCCAAACUGCCACCCUUUCAGUACGUCCUCUGCACAGCCACGUCACCUGCCGUGAAGCUGCAUGAAGAAACCCUGACCUACCUCAACCAAGGUCAGUCUUAUGAAAUCCGUCUACUUGAGAAUAGGAAAUUGGGAGAGUUUCAAGAUUUAAACACAAAAUAUGUAAAGAGCAUAAUUCGUGUAGUUUUCCAUGAUCGACGCCUGCAGUACACAGAGCAUCAGCAGCUCGAGGGCUGGAGGUGGAGUCGGCCUGGGGACCGCAUCCUUGAUAUAGAUAUUCCACUGUCAGUUGGUAUCUUGGAUCCCAGGGCCAGCCCAACCCAGUUGAACACUGUUGAAUUUCUGUGGGAUCCAUCAAAGAGAGCCUCAGCAUUCAUUCAGGUACAUUGCAUCAGCACAGAAUUUACUCCACGGAAACAUGGAGGAGAGAAAGGGGUGCCCUUCCGGGUGCAAAUCGACACCUUUAAGCAGAAUGAAAAUGGUGAAUACACAGAACACUUGCAUUCCGCAAGCUGCCAGAUCAAAGUGUUCAAGCCUAAAGGAGCAGACAGAAAACAGAAGACUGACAGGGAAAAAAUGGAGAAGAAGACCACCCAAGAGAAGGAGAAGUAUCAGCCUUCCUAUGAGACAACUAUUCUCACAGAGUGCUCUCCCUGGCCAGAUGUGCCUUAUCAAAUGAACAAUGCUCCAUCUCCAAGCUACAACAGUUCUCCCAACAGCUUCAACCUUGGAGAUGGCAACAGUUCUCCAACCCACCAAGUGGAGCUCCUGCCUCCCAGCAAUGAUCAUCUCCUUCCUUCUGCUUCUAUUCAAGAUGCCCAGCAGUGGCUUCAUCGUAAUAGGUUCUCUCCAUUCUGUAGACUCUUCUCAAGUUUUUCGGGUGCUGACUUACUGAAGAUGUCCAAAGAAGAUUUUGUUCAAAUCUGUGGGCCUGCUGAUGGAAUUCGGCUCUUUAAUGCAAUCAAAGGAAGAAAUGUAAGGCCCAAGAUGACAAUUUAUGUCUGUCAAGAACCAGAGCAAAACAGGUCCCAUCUCCACCAAAAACGAGAAAAUGGAGAUGGCAGUCUUUGUGUAUAUCAUGCAAUCUUCUUGGAAGAAUUGACCACGCUGGAAUUAAUCGAGAAGAUUGCAAACUUGUACAGCAUUUCUCCACAGCAGAUAAAUCGAAUCUAUCGGCAGGGACCCACAGGGAUCCAUGUAUUAGUGAGCAAUGAGAUGGUGCAAAACUUCCAAGAUGAAUCUUGUUUUGUGAUCAGCACAUUAAAAGCUGAAAGCAAUGAUGGCUACCACAUCAUUUUAAAAUGA
Gavia stellata (red-throated loon) is the source of this 1440-nucleotide messenger RNA. It is a transcript of the gene TFCP2L1, whose product is annotated as transcription factor CP2 like 1. Gene Ontology annotation, molecular function: RNA polymerase II cis-regulatory region sequence-specific DNA binding; DNA-binding transcription activator activity, RNA polymerase II-specific. The coding region runs from base 1 to 1440 and encodes 479 amino acids. Gene Ontology annotation, cellular component: nucleus. Gene Ontology annotation, biological process: regulation of transcription by RNA polymerase II. The transcript has 15 exons. The record is from RefSeq and is a predicted model, not a curated record. NCBI's taxonomy places the organism in Eukaryota, Metazoa, Chordata, Aves, Gaviiformes, Gaviidae.